Amaranthus tricolor (Joseph's coat) is the source of this 2031-nucleotide messenger RNA. RefSeq lists its product as uncharacterized. NCBI's taxonomy places the organism in Eukaryota, Viridiplantae, Streptophyta, Magnoliopsida, Caryophyllales, Amaranthaceae. The transcript has 6 exons. The record is from RefSeq and is a predicted model, not a curated record. Bases 103 to 1695 code for a protein of 530 amino acids.
GGUGGACAGAACUAUGAUUCUGGUUGCAACUAGCAACUUGCAAUAGUAAUUAAAAAAGAGGGAGAAAAAGAAAGCAAGAGAGAGAGAAUACAGAGAGAUCAAAUGAGGGAGUCUUCUUCUUCUUUUCCCCCUCAUAAUAAUACUUCAAAUGCUAUUCAUAAAUUCUGGAAUACAAUAAAAUGUUGUUCAUCAUCAUCAACAUCAGCUUCUUUUUUAUUUAUUUCUCUUUUCAUUUGUACACUCUUUUUUACUCAAUGGUCUCACUAUAUUUAUUUUCCUCAUUCAACUUCAACUACAAAUUCACUACAAUUCAGCAAUUGGACAACAUUAUCCAACAACAACAUUAGUCAUGACUACCCCAAAAAAGAUGGGUAUGUCCUUAACUGUUCUUCAUCAAAAGCCCUAACAAUAACAUGCCCACCAAACUACCCUCCAUCGAAUCGAAAUCAUAAAAAUUUUCCAUCAAACCAAACAUGUCCGGACUACUUCAGAUGGAUCCACGAGGACUUAAAGCCAUGGAAAAAAGAAGGAAUUACAAGAGAAAUGGUGGAAAGUUUAAAAGAAAAAGCUCAUUUUAGGUUGGUAAUAGUGAAUGGAACAGCUUAUGUUAAAGAGUAUAUGAAGGCUUACCAAACAAGAGAUGUGUUUACAUAUUGGGGUGUAUUACAGGUCUUGAAAUUGUACCCUGGUGCACUUCCUGAUCUUGAUUUAGUGUUUCAAUGUCAUGAUAAACCUUCUAUAAUGAAGAAACAGUAUAGAGGAUGGAGAGCUUUUGUGUUUGGAAGUAGAGAUCCUCCUCCACAGUUUCAUUACUGUGGUGGUGAUUCUACUUUUGAUAUUGUCUUCCCUGAUUGGUCUUUUUGGGGCUGGCCAGAAGUGAAUGUAAAGCCAUGGGUUCCCUUGGAAAAAGAUCUAGCAGAAGGUAAUACAAUGAAGAAUUGGACAUCAAGGGAGCCCUUUGCAUUUUGGAAAGGGAACUUGCGUAAUGGUCCUAGACCCAAGCUUGCCAAAUGCAAUUCUGUUAACAAAUGGAAUGCUCAAAUCAUUGACCAGGAUUGGAUCAAGGAAUCAAGAGAAGGGUUCAAGGACUCAGAUUUGUCAAAACAAUGUGUUCAUAGAUAUAAAAUUUAUAUGGAAGGAAAUGCUUGGUCAGUGAGUGAAAAGUACAUUCUAGCUUGUGAUUCCAUGAGUUUGCUUAUUGAUCCUAAAUACUAUGAUUUCUUUACAAGAAGCUUAGUUCCUAUGAAGCAUUAUUGGCCUGUUAACACUAUGCGCCUUUGCAAAUCCAUCAAUUUUGCUAUUAAUUGGGGCAAUAAUAACACGAAAAAGGCACAAGAGAUUGGAAAAGAAGGGAGCAAGUAUAUAUUUGAGCAAAUCAAGAUAGAAAAUGUAUAUGAUUACAUGUUUCAUGUAUUGAAUGAAUAUGCAAAGCUACUGAAAUAUAAGCCAACUAUACCUGAGGGAGCAGUUGAGCUUUGUUCAGACAGAUUUGCUUGCAGCCCAAUGGGCUUAGAGACAACAUAUAAGAUUGAGACCAUGGUAAAUGGGCCUUCAGAGCAAGGCCCAUGUGAACUUCCUCCAUCAUAUGAACCUUUAACACUUAAAUCUAUUCAUGAUCAAAAUGCCAAGAUCAAGGAACAAGUUUUAGCAUGGGAAAAGGAGAAUUAUGGAUGGUCAUGGUGGACUUGGUGGUAAAUCCUCACUCUCUAUAGUCUCAACCUUUGGUGCAUCAGCUACUCUCGCAAGACAUUGUCUUUAAGUGAGAUGAUAUCAAAACAAAAAGCGUAUAUCUUCAUGUUUAUAUUACUUGGGUUAUUUAAUCCAUACACUUCUCACGAUGAGACCAUGUCAUACAACAGUUUAUGUAGAUACAAUGUUUGAUUAUGACUUAGCCAUCGAAUUAGGUUACUACAUUGGUUUGAUAUGUAUAUUUGAAAAUAGAUGAGUGAAAAUAUACUUAUAGUGGCUAAAAUUCCAUAAACUAGAUGCCAUGGCUACAAUUAAAUUUAUUUUUAGUGGGCUAAUUCUUUA